AUGGCAAACCUAGAGGUGACAGUGGCGCCGGCCGCUCAGCCCCUCUUUGCCCGCACCCGCGUGGUCACCCAAACCAUCACUCGCCCGUCCACAACUAUCGUCGCCGUUGUCACUCUUGGUGAUGCACCGCAACCCGACCCUACGGUGACCUCUAUCAUACCACCACCACCACCGCCACCAGCCGCAACGACUACCACCACUCUCGCGCCAGCUCCAUCCACCUCUUCACCGUUAACCCCACAACAACUCGGCGCGCUACUCGGUUCCAUCCUCGGUUUCGCCUUCGUCGCUUUCUGCAUCUGCUGCUGUCUCACCAUCCAUCGUCGUCGACUCCGUUACUACCGUUCACGCCGCCGUGGUUCAUAUUCCUCGAGCAGCGGCAGCAGCGAUGACAUGACCGAAAGCGAGGUCGUCCGCGUCCAAACGCGCGUAUACAGCGGCGGCGGGCUAAAUCCAGCGUGGAAUGUACCUUUUACUGGACGUGGUGGCGGCGUGACCAUGAGUUCGUCGCCUACGAGUGGGACGACCACGACGACGAGCGGGCCGUGGACGACGGUGCCACCGCCGGUGCGGUUUCCGCCGACUACCCGACAGGCGGGAUAUUCUCAGUCCAGGGAGCAGCAGAUUAGGGGGGUGAGGCGGUUUUUAUGA
Dichotomopilus funicola is the source of this 651-nucleotide messenger RNA. RefSeq lists its product as uncharacterized. NCBI's taxonomy places the organism in Eukaryota, Fungi, Ascomycota, Sordariomycetes, Sordariales, Chaetomiaceae. The coding region runs from base 1 to 651 and encodes 216 amino acids. The transcript has a single exon. The record is from RefSeq and is a predicted model, not a curated record.